CUGUUGCCGCUUACCUAAGUGGAUGCUUCUCCAAUAAUAAAACAAGACGAGCUCAAGACGGCUCUAUUUUGUUUUACUUACAAUACAUACAGUAUACACACAGUGAUAUAAAUUGACUUGUCAGCUCCUUCUACAAAAGGGUUCGGACACAAAGAAGAAAAGUAUUGUCCGUUUAUAUAAGCGACAGGCUUUCGAGAAGCACACUCUUGCAAGUUUGCAAACAUACAAGAAAACGCAAAUUGGGAUUAAAAAUGCCUUCUUAUUAUUUUUUUAUAUAAACAAGGUGGCCCACCUAUUGAGGAAUAUCCCAUCCCGGUGUUCCAGUGAAAUUCGACAGACCAGGAUUUAGUUUUCCUUCUCGGUUGUUUUUUUUUUAUGCCCCCAUAUAUAUUUCCUGGACAGGCCUCCUGUUCUGGGACUCUGGUCAGUUCAAGGCGCGAGUGUUGCGCCAUGGUAACCCACAGUAAGUUUGACAUCGCGAUGAGCUGCAGCCCCUUUGACGCUAGCCCGCGGCUGCCUCCUCACCGCUUCAAGACCUUCAGCUCCAAGAAGGAGUACCAGCUGGUGAUCACCGCCAUUCGGAAGCUGCAGGAGAGCGGCUUCUACUGGAACAUGGUGAAUGGGAAGGAGGCCAACAGCCUGCUCAGCUCCGAACCCCCUGGCACGUUCUUGAUACGGGACAGCUCGGACAACCGCCACUUCUUCACCCUCAGCGUCAAAACUGACUCCGGGACCAAAAACCUGCGCAUUCAGUGCGACAGCUGCUUCUUUUUCCUACAGACUGACCCCAAAAGCAUGCAGCCAGCGCCCCGUUUUGACUGUGUCUUGAAACUGAUCCACCAUUACAUGCCUUCCAAAGUUUCCGCGGCGUCUGCUGGAAACGAGAAGAGCAGUUACUUUAUUUACUCCAGUGGAGAAAAGAUUCCCCUCGAGCUACUCAAACCCUUGUCCUCAAGCGUUUCCACUCUGCAGCACCUCUGUCGCAAGACUGUCAACGGACAUCUAGAGGUUUCCAGUAAACUGGACCAGCUGCCUCAUACGCUAAAGGAGUUCCUCCAGGAGUACGACGCUCCAGUAUGAAGACCCUCGCUGUGAACUGAACCCUGUAGUAGUCGUCUGGUUGACUUGCUUAAGGUGGAAUUUUUGUUUUUGUGUGGCCUGUACUGUGCUGCACUGUACUGCUGAGCAACCUGGCUUUCCAUUCCUUUAAAAAGGGUCUUAAAAACUAUUUGAAACAAAGGUGACAGGAGAAGAUGGUCUAGCCAACCAGCUAGGCAGCUAGAAAUGUUUGCUGUUAAGCACUGGUGUCAAUUCUGGAUGAAACAGUCCUCUGUUUUUUUGCAACUGUGGCAUAACAGCUGGCGCACGCAUGGCUACCUAACCUUCACUAAAAUGUACGCUGGGUAUACUUGGCAUUCUACCUGUAUGCUGCUACUACUACUCAUGGUAUACUGGCAUUGCUAGACAAAGCAUAUUUGUAACAUUUCAUUUCUCACUUGUCAUUUUUCCAAGAGACAAAGCAGGGCACCCAGAGUUACAUGACACAGUAAUUUCCAUUUGUGUUCCAGGCAGAGCUGUCUGAUUAUUGUAUGCGUGUGAGUCUGUGUGGAUGUAGGUGGGGGAAAGAGUACCCAUGGUUUUUCAAAGAAAGGAAACGAGGCAGCAUCCUUAACAUCAAAGUAGCACCAUACUAAUAGCUAGAACUGUUGAGUACUGGGGUGCUAAGGAAUUCUGCAGCAGGCUGUCUGUGUGGCUCUAUAACCUCUGAAGAGACCACAUUUUUUAAAAGCCAGUACCAAAUGACACUUGAUUUGUAGUGACUAUAUUCAAUUUAUAAUGACUACUAUAGUUCUGAGGUGGGAUUAAAGUCAAUGCAGAUAGCUAGAAGAAGACAGCCUCUUACCCCCAAACCAUUCAGAAUUCACAUGUACACAAUCCUGCAUGUUUUGCUGAAUGAAUCAUCAUUAAAACUAGCCAGAAAGGGGAUAUGAGUAGUUCCUACCCGCACACCACUGAAGAGAAUGUAUUCAGAGAGUGACAUCCCAGCUUUUGUGAGAUGAAUAAAUCCCUGAUAAAUUGCAAAUGAAAACACAUUUUUUUUUUUUUUUUGGUUUUGUGCAUCAGCGUUGUUUUCUUAAGCAUACAAAACAAUUGUGGUAGCAUUUCUCUUACAAUCACUGUUGAAUGUAUUCAAGGGAAGCCUGCAUUGCCUUCUCUGUUCAUGGCAUUGAUUACAAUGAAAGACGCACAGUUCUGUGUGUUGUAUUUUGUUUUUUAAACACAAAGAGAAAUGUUUACAUUGUAUGUGAAAAAAAAAAAACUCCCGGUUGUUUUUUUUUGUUUUUUUGUUUAUUUUUUAUUUUUUUUUUGUCUUUUGUAAAAAUUUCACCUUACACUCCAGUCUUGACGUCUGGAAGUAUAAGCUUGAACAUCUCAACAAAACAACAAAAUAAAUGUCAAAAACUUUGCACAUAUUUAUAUUUAUAAAACAUUUCAAUAAUUUAUAAUAAAAGAGCACUAUUUUUUAAAGAAAUUCAAA
Messenger RNA from Acipenser ruthenus (sterlet), 2539 nucleotides. Its product is annotated as suppressor of cytokine signaling 3-like. NCBI's taxonomy places the organism in Eukaryota, Metazoa, Chordata, Actinopteri, Acipenseriformes, Acipenseridae. Gene Ontology annotation, molecular function: 1-phosphatidylinositol-3-kinase regulator activity. The transcript has 2 exons. Bases 376 to 1080 code for a protein of 234 amino acids. The record is from RefSeq and is a predicted model, not a curated record. Gene Ontology annotation, biological process: intracellular signal transduction; phosphatidylinositol phosphate biosynthetic process. Gene Ontology annotation, cellular component: phosphatidylinositol 3-kinase complex.